CUCUGUUGUUUAAGAUUACCGCGGAAUUAUUGAUGAACUUGCACUUGACACACAUGGCGGGCGUUUUAGUCUUCGUAACCUGGUAAUGGAGGUUUUGCGCUCCAGUUUCCUUCAAUCGCUCCCUGCUAUCUCUGAAGCGAUAAAUUCAGCUUCCUUACUUGCAAUUGACGCGGAAUUUUCGGGCCUGAACGUGAAAUGGGGAGUCGAAAACUCUUUCGACACGCCACAGGAACGCUACUCUAAACUCAAGGAAGGUUCUAAAGAGUUCAUCAUUAUUCAAUUUGGAUUAUGUACCUUUACUUGGGAUAAAAACCAAGAAUUGUACAUCGCAAAGCCUUUUAACUUUUACAUCUUUCCAAAGGUGUGGAAUAGGCAAUGUCCAGAUGUGCGCUUUUUGUGUCAAAGUUCCAGUCUUGAUUUUCUUACUGAGCACGGCUUCGACUUCAACAAACUUUUUCGUGAAGGAAUUUCCUAUUUGCGACCGUAUGAUGAGCAGAAAUUGAGGGAACAUUUUCUCGCGAGGAACACGCAAGAUUCAUUUGUUUCAACUUCGUUAACCUCCCCGGAUUCCACUACUGAAGCAAGUGGGGGAUCUUCUCAGAAGAGAGCAACUGUUCCCCCGGAACACAAGGAGUUUGUAGAGAAAGCUUGUGACAGUAUAGAAGAAAUGCUUAAGGAUCCGGAGGGGAAGGUCACUCAAUUUCCACCAUGCAAUGGUUAUCUAAGAAAGCUGAUUUACCAAACUGCUAAACAAAGAUUUAAGUCUGGGAUCCACAUGGAAGCAGCAACAAACGAGAAGAAGGAACGAUUCAUCGUGGUGACUAAGGUCAAUGAGGAUGAAAAAAAGAAAAUGCAAGAAGAAAAAGAGGCAAAAGAACAAGAAUUGAUUGAAAAUGCUGUUGGUUUCACACAAGUUGUGAAAAUGAUCUCGCAGUCUGGUAAAUUGGUUGUGGGACACAACAUGUUUCUUGAUCUGAUUCAUGUAAUUGAGCAGUUUUUGUGCCCACUGCCAGAAAAAUUUGAUGACUUCAAGGCUACCAUCAGUGCAGUAUUUCCAAGGCUUAUUGACACAAAAGUCAUGGCAAACACACAGCCCUUUAGAGAUCUUAUUCCUUCUUCUGUACUGGCAGAUCUUGUUAAGCAUGUCUCAAAGAAACCAUUUCAGAAGGUUGCGGUGCAAUUUGACGAGGGGUUCAGUGAUUAUGGAGAUAGCAAUGAGAAACCUCAUGAGGCAGGUUACGAUGCUUACAUCACCGGACUUGCAUUUAUUUCCAUGGCAAACUACCUUAGUUCUUUCCAAGAACCUCCAAAGAUCAACAUCAUACCAGAUUCUUCCUUGGUGGUUCCAUUCUUGAACAAACUUUUUGUCAUGCGAAUGGAAGAUGUUCCUUACCUGAACUUAGCAGGGGCUGACCUGAAUCCUCCCCGUGAUCAUGUGUUCUAUUUAACAUUCCCAAGUGACUGGAAGCAAGGAGACAUUCUUGACAUGUUCAGUAACUUUGGUUUCGUUUAUAUCUCCUGGAUCAAUAGCACCUCUGCUUUUGUCUCACUGGCUCGAAGGGAGAAUGCCAACAAGGUGUUAAGUACACUAGAUUGUAAAGGAGAAUGUUUCACUAUAGUUUCCUAUGCUGAGCACAAGCGUCAGUUACAUGGUGUGCAUGACGAAGGCUUUGAAUAUGAGAGGCAUACACCUCUUAAAAGACCAAGGCACAUGGAGGUCACUUGGAAAACUUCAUCACCCAAAGAAAUCCAGGUAGGCAAGACAGAAACCAAUGAAAGCAGUGAACCAGAAGAAGGGGAGAUAGUGGAUGAUGAAGAAUCUCCAGAGCCUGCCAAAAAGAAGCAAAAGAAAGACGAAAAAGUAUUUGAGGAACCUGCUGAUUGGUGAGGACACAGCACAAGGGGUAGAUGUGCUUUCCAUUGAAUUAUCUGUUGAGUAACUUUACCUUCUUUUCUACGAUUUGGUGUUAAUAUAUGAAUGUUUUUAGUUAGGCCAGUGAAAUGGCUGUAGAUCACUUUUUCAUGCAGAGUCUGUACAUACUCAGUGAUUAAUAGUGAAAAAGUAAUAAAAUAAUAUAGAUGUGUUAAUGAUACAUGUAAAAACGAUCAUUUUCCAGUCACUGUACAUAGUGUGAUGUAGUUUAACUUGGUGUUGGCUUGUAAAGUAUUUAAAGAAAAUUGAUCAGUACAAAUAUUAUGGACAUCAAUAGAGUGGUAAAAUUUAGUCACUAAAUUUUGGCUGUUGCUGUGUCAUUCUUGAUCACGUGAAUUAAAAUUUUUGUCACAUGGACACUAUAAUUUCAUUGGUGAAGCCAACACAAUGCUGGUAGUCUAUAUUACACUCAAACGACAUGUGCAUACACUAUUAUUGAUUUUAAUCUCAGACAAAAAAGUAAAAUUUACGAUCCAGUAGUUCAGUCAAAAUCACUUGAUUGCUACAACUUAGACCACUCACAGAGAAAGUUGUAACAGUAGUUGUAGGGCACUGCACUUUUCCAAUGUCAUGAAAUACUGUUAUCAUAAUUUAUGAAUGAAACUGUAAAUUCAACAGACUAAUAAAACUGCACUGUGUACUUUACAAUGUAAA
Messenger RNA from Orbicella faveolata, 2587 nucleotides. Its product is annotated as poly(A)-specific ribonuclease PARN-like. The record is from RefSeq and is a predicted model, not a curated record. Gene Ontology annotation, molecular function: metal ion binding; RNA binding; poly(A)-specific ribonuclease activity. Gene Ontology annotation, cellular component: nucleus; cytoplasm. NCBI's taxonomy places the organism in Eukaryota, Metazoa, Cnidaria, Anthozoa, Scleractinia, Merulinidae. Gene Ontology annotation, biological process: siRNA 3'-end processing; priRNA 3'-end processing; nuclear-transcribed mRNA poly(A) tail shortening.